Bipolaris sorokiniana ND90Pr is the source of this 3047-nucleotide messenger RNA. RefSeq lists its product as uncharacterized. Bases 1 to 2574 code for a protein of 857 amino acids. The record is from RefSeq and is a predicted model, not a curated record. NCBI's taxonomy places the organism in Eukaryota, Fungi, Ascomycota, Dothideomycetes, Pleosporales, Pleosporaceae. The transcript has a single exon.
AUGACACCCAUCCACCGGCUCAACAACCCCGGUCCACUGCAUCGCAGUAAUCACCGGCAGCCCGCAUGUGGAGCUAAAACUGCACGAUACGAUUCCCACGCUGCUGCCAUGGAUGAAUUGCAUGGAGGGAAUGCGAAUCCGCACGCUUUUUCGCCUCAUGCACUAUGUCAAGAGUCCCUCACCCAUCAAAAAGCCUUGGUCAAUACAGGCUCAUCACGUUUGCAAAUGAGUAGUCAGCCGGGCUUCGCGCCAGACCAUAAUGGCUGCACCCGUCAUUAUAGCUCCGGAGUAGACGACGUUCAAGACUGCCCCAGGCAACAGUGUGCAAGAGGUAGAGCUGUGCCUACCAAUCUUGCAUUUCGGCUCGCAAAUCGAUCCAAUGGCGUUCCUCUUGCCACAAUUGUUGAGCAAGGUUCCUGCUCCACGCUAAACUCCCAGGGCUCCCUCCUCAGUCCCUGUCCGUUUGCCUCGUUGCGGGUGGUGAAAAAUACGUCACCUAACUACCAUGUUUUACCUAAGGCCUCGCCGGGUCUCGAUAGGCGUGCUCUCCAGCUCAAUAUAGAAAAUGGGCAGCCAGAGUCAGUUCUAGAUCCAACCACUCGAGAGUUUUCCAAGCCAUCUUACAAGGAUGUCGGCAGCUUGUCUCCGCAGGAUAAAACCACCACCCCAUCUUUACAGACCAUUUUGGAUCGUCCACGAGCUUUACAACAUCAAACAUGGGAGAUAGACUGUGACAGAAAUAGCAAAAAUGUCAAGGAUCUUGUCCGUUGUGUACUUCACAACGUCCGAGCUGUCUCACGAACCCGAUCCAGGUCGUCCUCAACGCAUACACCUAUCGCUGAGCAUCCUCAUAACCGGCAAGAGACGAGAGAUUGUACCCCAAAUAGUCAGGUUUGUGGCCCUGAUAAGUUCAAGUCGGAAAAUAAGGUGUUGGCUGCACUAGCUGGUGUACCCUCUGCGCCCCUGGGCGCGACUCAACUGCCAGCUCAUCAACAUCAAAGCAGGGAUAGGUGGGCUCUGAACACAGCCUUUAAACCUUCGGCUCGUCUAGACUUGCUCUCGCACCAGGAUAUGCUCUCGUCACACACCCAACUCGGAGCGACACAUCCGUUGUCAAAACCUUCGAUUGGAAAAGAGGGUUGUCACGACAAUGUCUCGAAAAUCUCAGCUCAAAGAGGAAGUUCCAGUCUAGAAGGGAAUACCUUUUAUGGUGUCUCUUUGUCGAGGAAUGCCACUCAUUCCUGGAUAGAGGUUGAUCGUGCAGGGGACGCUAGUCAAAAUGCCAGCUUUUGUAGCACUGUAUCCACAUCUUAUUCUGGUAGUGUAGUUGGUGUAGAUGUCGAUCUUCAACACGAAUUUCCUCAGAAGAUAUGCCAAUCGCCUUCAUCUACACCUGUAGCGCCGGUAUGGUUCACCCCCCAGGUGGCAGAGCCGGAGCGACAUGCUUCACUUUCUGGAUCUCCUGAAGCCAAACAGUCGCCGGAAACGGAACGGCCACGUCGGUCCAUCACCUCAUCUGCUCUGACGAAUCUGCUUCCAAUAGCAGAAGCCUCAGGAAUUGUUCGCAGAAACUACGAGACACCGAAAAUAUCAUUCUUUUCGCCAUCUGGUCGCCUGAUCCAGCCAGAGGGUAGUUCCUCACCCGGCACAACAAGCACUUCCGACUUCAGCGGCUCGCCCGUGGCCAAUGCAUCUGCAAGCAUAAAUCCUACCCCUGAUUCCUAUAAUGUAUUUCCAGCAACAUGUCUACCUCCUCCACGGCCUUCCCUGAGACCAAUGACGACUCUACCCACAUCUUCGGUACCGCUCCCUGCCAACUUGCGACACCACCACAACUACAGACGUCCUGAAAAGUCGCAGAUCAAUCCUGAAAUAGAACAUGCGCAUUCAUUCAACAAGACCAGUCUAGGGGUCAAAGGAUGCGACAGCAUUGUACAGACUAGGACGCUCCCUGUCAACACUCAGACGCGCCAAUCGUAUGGAAAGACAAAGGUACACUAUCAGCACAGAAGAGACAGGUCGGUAAGGUUGUUCAAAGGCAAUAUCAAGUCGAAGGUGAGGUCUCGUAAAGCCCGAUUGAUGACAGUCAUGAGCACGACGACUGUGAAAGGAAGAAAUCUUGGUAAGCAAGACGAAGUAAUCACACACGCUAGCAUGCCUCACAAACGGAAAUGUGUAUCCGUCGCUACUCCUGACAGGAAGCGCAUACCCAGUCGGCACGUAAGACGAGAAGGCAAGACAGGACUCCUCGGACCGGUAGCCGGACAUGUGUUGCGCAUCUGCUUCUGUCAGCCAUACGACGGCGCAGGCAAGCCGACACAUGAUGUCGCCGCGAAAACCUUUUGCAUAAAAAGCCACACUAGCGAGAUGCACGGAAAGUCAAACAAGGAAACACGUCCUAUAACCGCAACGGAAACGCACGUCGUAGACGCCGUUCUACCCAACGCUCGGGUCGUCACGGGGGUCAACCGGAAGAUCAACACCUCCAACCAUAUUCGCAUGCGGAUGAGCAGCCGCAGGGAAUACGGUAAUCUGACCAUGAAAUCCCAUCUUCCAUGUCAGACUGCACUAUAAUAACGCUACGAAGACUGUAUGCAAAUGUGUGUGUGCGUGCCGUAUGGGUGUGCGCGUGUGUGAGUGGGGGGUUAAUUAUGCGUUUCGGAUACGAACGCCGCUGUCCAUCCAGCAACCAUGGAAUUUCUCUUGUAGGCAUACUGCUUAUCCCCCCCUCCUCUUCUCUCACUCACAUCCCUCGGUUCCAAGAGAACCAGGAUCGGCACAUUUCUCUACCCACCUCUAGUCUCUUUUUUCUCUCUCUCUCUCUCUCUCUCUCUGUUUCCUUAAAUGACUGCAGGUGUGUUUUGUUGUAUUGAAACAUUCCCACAUUACGUUACAUUACAUAUUAAAGGAAGCAAUGAAAAACAAGCCAAUCCCAGUUCUUCUCUCAUGCACUCUUUCUCUCUCUUUUUUUCUUGGCUGGCUGACUGGCUGGAUGGCUUACUACUCCCACAACCACACCCACACGCCCCCCGUGCAUAAAAGAGCGU